This is a messenger RNA of Lathyrus oleraceus (garden pea), 1087 nucleotides long. RefSeq names its product acyl-acyl carrier protein thioesterase ATL3, chloroplastic. The record is from RefSeq and is a predicted model, not a curated record. Gene Ontology annotation, cellular component: chloroplast. The transcript is spliced from 5 exons. NCBI's taxonomy places the organism in Eukaryota, Viridiplantae, Streptophyta, Magnoliopsida, Fabales, Fabaceae. Gene Ontology annotation, molecular function: fatty acyl-[ACP] hydrolase activity. The coding region runs from base 273 to 908 and encodes 211 amino acids.
CAUCGCAAGCGAGCGUACCGCCCAGAAGGGAGAUAACCUUACUCCUGGCGGCGAUUCGGAAGCUGGCGUACCGCCCAGAAGGAGAUAAAUUUAUUCCUGGCGAUUCUUAAUUUUGUGCAUUUGAAAAUGCAUAGUUUUAUUUUUAUUUUUAUGAAAGCCAAUUAGUUUGUUGAGGAGCAUAACCUAAUUUCAGUUUAAAAAGAAAAUGCAUAAAUGAAGAUUCAUUUGGAACAUAGGUUAUAACGCUCAAUUUUGCAAUACUAAAAAAAAAAAUGUUGAACCCAUUUUCAUUUCGUUGCUCCAAUUAUUCUGCGACAGCGUUUUCUUCCCUAUUACUCCAUAAUACGACAUCGUUUCACCUCAACGGACCAUCUCUCACUUUUCCGUUUCCCCGACGACCGUUCAACCCACCGGAACUCCGGUCAGUUCCCCCUGUAUUUGCUGUUGCCUCUUUACCAUUCUUCGAUAUCAGCGGAGGCAAAGGCAUGAAUGAGUUCUAUGAUGUGGAACUAAAAGUUCGCGAUUAUGAAUUGGAUCAGUUUGGUGUGGUCAACAAUUCGGUUUAUGCAGGUUAUUGUCAACAUGGUCGCCAUGAAUUCUUGGAAAGCAUUGGUAUUAAUUGUGAUGGGGUGGCUCGUGGUGGUGAUGCAUUAGCAUUGUCAGAACUAUCCUUCAAAUUCCUUGCACCUCUAAGAAGUGGUGACAGAUUUGUCUUAAAGGUUAAGGUGUCUGGCUCUUCAGCUGCUCGUAUAUUCUUUGAUCACUUCAUCUAUAAGCUACCAAACCUAGAGCCUAUUUUGGAAGCCAAGGCCACAGCGGUGUGGCUUGACAAAAACUAUCGCCCCAUUCGAAUUCCGGCAGAUAUUAAGUCUAAGUUUGUUAAAUGUAUUCGUAGAGAAGAUUCUUAGUCAAUCUUUCACAUGAACAUUUGAUUGAUAGAUCAUUGAGAAAGUAAACUGUUUUUUGUACUUGACUUCAAUUUGGCAUGUGGAUGGGCAAGUCAUUCGAAGUAGUACCGUUAUGUAAUGGAGGUUUGUGUAAUUUUAAAUAAUUAAAAACCUAAUUUAAACCAUAAUUCUAGCAAUAA